Molecule: messenger RNA, 1422 nt
Organism: Dicrocoelium dendriticum
Lineage: Eukaryota; Metazoa; Platyhelminthes; Trematoda; Plagiorchiida; Dicrocoeliidae
Source: the annotation of a GenBank genome assembly
GGCGGCAAACGGGAGACGUUACUGGAUCGCAACAUGCAACGAAUCAACGCUUUGUGGGAUUUCAUCCAACAGGCCAGAGCAUUCGCAGAUCCAGACAGUAUGGCUUCCCUCGAAAAUCUACUACCGAAACUCGCCCAUCAAGUUGUGAUGGAGUUGCUAGAUGAAUGCGGCGUCCCAUACAUUUGUGGCACCCGCAAGGCUAAAUUACAAAUGGCUGAACUCGCUGUGGUACUUAACUGUCCGCUAAUGAGUAACAACUCCGACUUCUACAUAUUUCAGUCGCUUGUCCCAUCACGUUACCGAGUGAUUCCGUUCUCUUUACUAAAAUCUACUUGUGAGCAGUUGCCAACGAAAUGCGCCGAUUGUGACUCACAGUCUGCCACGUGCUAUGGAUUAUCAUGUUCCGUUUUUUGCCAAUAUCCACCUUGUUUGAACAAAGUGAAACCGCAUUUACUUCCCCUGCUGGCGGUGCUUUUGAACAAUGAUCCAAGUUCAAACGUUCGCCCGCCUGCUAGCGUCGAAGGCCUUAUAAAACAGUCUCAAGGCGUGAAGCGGAUACAUGAUGUGCUGCAUUGGUUGGAGCAAUUCUCGGGCGAACCCUCAGGUGCGAUACGUGAAAUUCUGUCCGGAUAUGCCAUGUUCGAGUUAGAAGAGAUUACUAAACAAGUCGCGCAGUGCAUCCAUGGGUAUUUUCUUGACUCGUUUACGGAUGGUUUUGAACUGGCCAAGGAAUUAAACCUCCCUACGGACACUGCAUUUGCCCUGCACGCACCACGCGGGAACCCACCUGUCAACAUUGAUUCUAUUUCAGUGAAAACGCUGGAUGAUGCUGUUUCAUUGCUCUCUCAGACCCUAGCUCAUUGGGAAGUUGCGGAGGUUGAAGUGAAUGCAGAUUUUUGCUUUCGAUGGCCGCGGCAGCUGAAACGCGCUUAUCGAAGUGGUCGGAUAACAAUUUCGCUGCUUGAUGCUCUUUACAUGCGUGGUGGAGGUGUGCUAUGGAUUCUGUAUGAGGAUCUGAACCACAAGGAUUCUAUCUACUCUGUGAGUGAGUAUGUUCGAUCGUUAAACUAUAGCUUAUUGCUUGAACUUGAGAAGCGCAACGGUUGUUCGCACAAAUUCCGCUGGUUGACAGAUGGCAAGCCGAUAGAGAGCCGCCGUGUAGGUAGGCGAAUAUCCACGUUCUCCGUGGAGUUGCCUGUUGUGAGCAUGCCCCGUGGUGAGUCUGCAGUAGAAAGAUUCCAUCAAUUUUUCAGACAGUAUUUAUCAAUUGACCUGAGCAGGGCGGAUUAUGACAUACCUCAAAUGUGGGGUAUUAUAUGUGUGCUUAUUUUGUGGUUACGACAUACAUCUAUUAAGAAUGUUAACCGACGUACAUUGGUCAGAAACCCUGUCGGGUUAGCUUUUAUCACUGUGCAUUGUUGA